AUGGCCGCCCGAAACUCUGCCGGUGGAGCCGCCCGUCCAGGUGGACCGAACAGAACGUGCCAGUUCAAGCUUGUGCUUCUCGGCGAGAGUGCCGUCGGAAAAUCAUCGCUCGUGCUGCGAUUCGUCAAGGGACAAUUCCACGAGUAUCAGGAGUCGACGAUUGGCGCCGCGUUUCUCACUCAAACUACCUCGAUGAACGUGAACGACAUUUUCAUGGCGAUAGCGAAGAAGCUGCCAAUCGGACCGGCGCAGGGAGAGCCAACGGGCACCGUCGACAUGAAUCAGCCACAGCAACAACAGAAGGGAUCGUGCUGUAAAUAA
This is a messenger RNA of Caenorhabditis briggsae, 321 nucleotides long. The coding region runs from base 1 to 321 and encodes 106 amino acids. Lineage: Eukaryota; Metazoa; Nematoda; Chromadorea; Rhabditida; Rhabditidae. The record is from RefSeq and is a predicted model, not a curated record. Gene Ontology annotation, molecular function: GTP binding; GTPase activity. The transcript is spliced from 3 exons.